Molecule: messenger RNA, 1293 nt
Organism: Guillardia theta CCMP2712
Lineage: Eukaryota; Cryptophyceae; Pyrenomonadales; Geminigeraceae
Exons: 12
Coding region: 1-1293 (430 amino acids)
Biological process (GO): signal transduction
Cellular component (GO): outer membrane-bounded periplasmic space
Molecular function (GO): protein binding; endopeptidase activity
Source: RefSeq, a predicted model, not a curated record
AUGGCGCUGGCAAGGCCUGAAGUACCUUCUGCUGCGAUUGGCGGCAACGUCGGAAUCGGUCUCCGCCUUGACUCGAAGCUUCAGGUGCAAGAGAUCGUCGCAGGGGGGCCGUGCGCCGCAUGUGGCGUGAUAGGCGUUGGUGACGUGUUGGUCACGGUCGACGGGCGUGACGUACAGGGCAAAAAGGUCCAGGAGAUUUCUCACCUGAUCGUGGGGCCGCAAGGCUCCGAAGUUGAGAUCGUAGUGCUCAAAGUGAAGACUGGGAUUCGUGUCCCUGUCAAGCUGCUGAGAGGGACAGUGGCGCAAGCAGGGGUUGGCAUCAAGUUGCAGAGGAAUGAGGACGGAGAGAUCACUGUCCAGGACUUGCACCCUCAGGGCUCUGCUGCCAGGGCAGGGCUGAAGGCAUCAGAUAUCAUUGAGAAGGUUGGAGAUUUGAACGUGAUGGGCAGGACAGUCCGUGACAUUGCCCCGAUGUUCGCUGGACCGGAGAACAGCUCGAUACAAGUGACAGUCCUGAGAGGACCGCAGAAAACGAGGAUGGAAUUCACUCUAAAACGCAUGAAGAUUGAAAGUGGGCCUGCUCCGCAGUCAGUCGCUCCUCCAAAGCUGGCGGCCAUGGCGCCGUCGAAUUCACAUGCUGCAGAGGAGGCGAAAAAGAAGGCAGAGGAGGAGGCGAAGAAGAGGGCAGAGGAGGAGGCGAAGAAGAAGGCAGAGGAGGCGAGGAAUGCCGAGGAGGAGGCGAAGAAGAAGGCAGAGGAGGAGGCGAAGAAGAAGGCAGAGGAGGAGGCGAAGAAGAAGGCAGAGGAGGAGGCGGCAAGGAAUUCCGAGGAGGAGGCGAAGAAGAAGGCAGAGGAGGAGGCGAAGAAGAAGGCAGAGGAAGAGGCGAAGAAGAAGGCAGAGGAGGAGGCGAAGAAGAAGGCAGAGGAGGAGGCGAAGAAGAAGGCAGAGGAGGAGGCGAAGAAGAAGGCGGAGGAGGCAAGGAAUGCCGAGGAGAAGGCGAAGAAGAAGGCAGAAGAGGAGGGGGCCAAGAAGAAGGUAGCGGCAGAAGAGGAGGCCACCAAGGCUGCAGUACCAUCGGAUGAAGCAAAGAAUUUUUCCGCGUUGGAGGGGGGCACCGGGACCGCGCAAGAGAGGACGCUAGGCAGCAGCGACGGACCGGCUGAGGAUGUAGGGAGUGUGGGAGGUAAUUGUGAGGAGUCUGAUGGUGUCAUGUGCCAGGAGGAGGAGGGAGAAGGAGGAGCUGGCGAGACAGCCUCAUGUGAACUCAGAGGUGGCUGGUGGGGUUGGCGCUGA